Harpegnathos saltator (Jerdon's jumping ant) is the source of this 5645-nucleotide messenger RNA. Its product is annotated as protein prickle. The record is from RefSeq and is a predicted model, not a curated record. The transcript has 8 exons. Lineage: Eukaryota; Metazoa; Arthropoda; Insecta; Hymenoptera; Formicidae. The coding region runs from base 2166 to 4850 and encodes 894 amino acids. Gene Ontology annotation, molecular function: zinc ion binding.
AGGAGAGGGAGAGUUCGCGCAGGUAUUGGUAACGUCGGAGUUACACGCACCGACGCGACUCCUCGCUCGUUCCUCCUUCCUCACGCUGGCACUCGCUCGCGGGCCCCGGCCUGCCCCCUCCUGCGCGUCCCGCACGGGGGCCCGAAGAGUCCCAGAGAGUAUGCUCAGUGUCCGCUCGGCCUCAGCACGCCCCGUGCCGGUGGAACGAGGGACAGGACGUGCUUGUGUACGAGUGCUUCUGAGUGUCCUCGCGCCCGUCGCGCCGCGUUUCCCGAUUGUGUUGUAACGCGCCGCUGCUAACGUCGACCGCACGCGAGCGCGCGCGCGCGCGGCGAAGUCGCGAUCCACGGGGUCGUCGCGGUGGAGGCGAGCGUCGUCGAGAGAGUGCUCCGCACGGACGAGUGUUGGCGUGGCGUGGCGUGGCGUGGCGCGCCGCAAAGUGGACGCGAGUCGGCGUCUCGCGACGAUUGAUCGCCGCCGAAGGACCGUCGUCGGACGAGGAUCGUUCGCGUAGCCGGGCGACCUCGUUCGACCUCCGCGGCUGUCAUCCACGCCCGGCUCUCCGCCGCGCGCGCCGGAGUGAGAGAAGACCCGACCGACGUCCGGCUGCAGCGCGAGGCCACUCAAUCACAGCGCCAGUCGAGCUCCGUACUCCAGGGAACGCGUCUGUUCCGCGGGCCACCUGUGUGUCCAGCGGAGAUCUCCUGCGACCCACGAGGCGUCUCCGGCGUUGACGUUAACGUCCUUGAUUCGCGAGACCGGACGUUUCCGCUCGCGGCCAAGUGGACUCUCUCUCUCUCUCUCUCUCUCUCUCUCUGACCGAGAGUCGUCCGCACGAGGACGAUGACGUGCUGCGAGGAGCACGAUUGAGUCCUCCGAGCCGUGCGACGACCGCUCCGCCGUCGUCGAGGAGAGACCCGCUCGUGGCAUUAGACGCCGCUCCGCGUCGGCUCCGAGAGGAACGUCUUUAUUCCGUCCGACGUCUCCAUCGCGUCGGGCGCGCGCAUCUCCGUCGUUCCGUACGCAAUACUACUCCCUCGGGCGUGGAUGCGGCGCGACGUCGACGGCUCGAGGUAUGAUGGACAGAGCUGCUACGGAGGACCCGGCCGAGAGUCGCAGUCGCCUCUAUCAUUACCGCGACUCAUGGACGCGCAUUUAUGGGAAGCGACGGGUCGCUGAACGUGCUCGCUGAAGAUCGUGGGAAGUGAAGCGCCCGCUCGGCGGGGGAUGAAGUAGCGGCUGUCGCGCGGGAGAAGUCCUCGACUGCCGCCUGGGAUCUACCUGCUCGGUCGAUCGAUCGAUCGAUCGAUCGAUCGAGAUCGGUCCACUCGACUCGUCGCCGGACAUAUCUCGGAGGAAACUCCGCGAAGUGUAUCCCCUCGUUCACGGCUCCUCCACGGGGACCCGAGAUCGGGAGAACGAGUGUCCUCGAAGAGAUCGUUACUCGCGUUCGAACGACGGGCUGUUCUUCCUCGAAGAACUAGUGCACACUUUCGGAGGAACUUGGGAGGAAGCAGGCCGAGGCUCGGCGGAAGAAGGAGGAAGAGAGAAGCAACGCGAGUUAAUGCUUAGGUCAUGCGGCGGGAAGGAACAGACUGAGUGCGAACAAGAGAGAGAGAGAGAGAGGAGGGAGGGAGGAAGAGAUCUCUCCGCGCGUUUCCGCGUCGAGAGCUCUCGCCGGGAAAAGAGCGGAAAGUGAGCGGCUCCAGACGCCGUGGAGAGCAGCACAGCCACCCUGGCGCGAUAGGCCUUUAAUACGCUCGCACGCAGAAGGGUUCCUGCGUCAACAAAAAGCCCGGUUGCCCUGGAGCGAGCCGUACAGCGUCGCCUUAUUAGCUUUCGCUGGAGGACGGACGACCGCGAAAACGGACAUAAUAUAGCGAGGAGGAAGGAAAGCGAGCGCGAGGAAAGGACCCCGUCGACGCCCUCCUCAGACUAGAAGGUCUCGCCACUCUCGGCGAUUAUUACCGUCGGCUCGGGGCGGAGACGCGAGAGAGAGAGAGAGCGAGAGAGAGAGACGCCGGUGGAGUCGAUCUUAACGACGACCGUCCGCGUCGGGUCCGGAUGUUGUUGCCCGUUGGCCGCCGCCGCCGUCGCCGUCGUCGUCGCGCUCGUGCUCGUGCUCGCGGUCCUGACCGGUGCGCGCAGGAGGACGAGGAGGAAGCAUGUCGAGCUUAGCGCGGAGGAGACGCACGGCCGUGCUCGGCUCCAAGCGAUGGUGGCAAGGUGGCUGUUGGGCUACCAGGAGCCACCAGGAGGCGUACCUGCGCAAGCUCUACGGCAGGAGGAACGACAGCCAGAAGGCCGGCGGCAGCCCGAACGACGAGGACCUCGGGGCGACGCGGCCUCGGGACCUCGAGGCAGCCUGGACGCCAGCCGGGCUCGUCUACGAGCUGCCGGCCGCCGACGAGCACUACCUCGACGCGUUCCUGAGGAACCGCGACGACGAUGACGCCAACGACGUCGACGACGUCGACGACGUGGUCGCCGCGGUGGUCGGCUGCUCGCCGUUGGCGGCCUCGCGAGCCAGCCCGACGGAGAAGUGCGUGGAGUUCCUGAAGGGCGCCCAUGACGACGGGACCAGUUUCGCGGCCGACCACCGCGUCUCCCGUGCCGCGGGAGACGCGGAAUGCGGCCGCGUAGCCGAGUGCGGCUCCGUGCAUUCGGCUUACGAUGUGGCCGGCUGUUCUUCGGAGAAGGUGUGCAGGAGCUGCAGGUGCCCGCGGGAGGAGCACCAGCGGACCUCAACGGAGGCGGGAGGUCCCUCGGGACUCGGCCUGGGCCCGGGCCCGCCGAUGGCGAUGGCCAUGGCGUUCCCGAGCGGCGCCGGCGGCGCGCCUCACCAGGAGCCGUUCAAGAGCCCGGUGCAAGCUGCCCCGGCCGGCCUGGCGCUGCAGGAGGCUCUGAUGCACCACCAGAGGCAUUCGCAGAGCGACGACGACAGCGGCUGCGCGCUCGAGGAGUAUACCUGGGUGCCGCCCGGACUCAGGCCCGACCAGGUGCACCUGUACUUCAGCGCACUACCCGAGGACAAGAUCCCGUACGCGGGUAGCGCCGGCGAGCGGGAGCGGGUGAAGCAACUGCUGCAGCAGCUACCGCCGCACGACAACGAGGCGCGAUACUGCAGCGGCCUGAGCGAGGAGGAGAAGCGCGAGCUACGGGUGUUCGCAGCGCAGCGGAAACGCGAAGCCUUAGGCCGCGGCCACGCGAGCCAGCUCGAGCGUCCGCACGGCGCGGGAUGUCGAGAGUGUGGAAGGCCAAUUGCGGCGGGCGAGAUGGCGAUCACUGCCAGCCGCUCUGGUCCCGCGGCACUUUGGCAUCCCGCCUGCUUCGUCUGCUGCGUAUGUCGUCAACUACUCGUGGACCUGAUCUACUUCUGGAGAGAUGGCAGGCUAUACUGCGGUCGGCAUCACGCCGAGACUCUCAAGCCACGGUGUUGCGCAUGCGACGAAAUCAUUCUCGCCGACGAGUGUACCGAAGCCGAAGGCAGGGCAUGGCACAUGCGUCACUUCGCUUGUCUGGAAUGCGAUCGACAGCUCGGCGGCCAGAGAUACGUUAUGAGGGAGGGACGACCUUACUGCUUGCGCUGCUUCGAUGCGUCAUUCGCCGAGUACUGCGAUAGCUGCGGCGAGCCGAUAGGAGUCGACCAGGGUCAAAUGUCGCACGAAGGUCAACAUUGGCACGCGACCGAGUCAUGCUUCAGUUGCGCAACGUGUCGCACAUCCCUUCUGGGCCGGCCAUUUUUGCCACGCCGAGGAGCCAUUUACUGCAGCAUAGCGUGCAGCAAGGGUGAGCCGCCGACAACACCAAGUGACUCCUCCGCCGGCCCGCCACCGCCACCGCCUUCUUUCCUCAGGACUGGUAGGAGGCAAGCGGUGGCUACGAGCGAGGGUUCGUCGAGUCCACCACCACCUCCUCCACCGCCCCCUCCUCCAGGUUCGAGACACACUCUCGGAUCACCUAGGAGUUCGCCUCGGAUGAGCAGAAAGCAUCAGCAGGUUUCCGCGUCCUUAGCGACGACGCCCACUCAGAGUACUCUGAGCCCAGAGUUCGUCGUGGAAGGCUUCCCCACUAGCGGCUCCAGACCCAGUGGCCUCGACAGGGUGCUCCUGGAACGGAACCUUGAGAGAUUGCUGCAGGAACGUGGCUCUCUAAACCCCGACGAUAACCGCUCCGAAUUGGGAAGGCUGAUGCAGGCGCGGGACCGAGAGCCUCUCAGAUGCGUUCAGAACUGCACACCUUCCCACGCGUCGAGCAUGCCGGAACUGCCGCCGCCCCCGCGGCCGUCGUCGGGAGCGUCAGCGUCGACGUCGACCGCCGGUGUGCUGGCGCAGGAGACGGCGACGUCGCCGGUCAAUCCCAUCGGAACCAGCCAGACGGAUCCGCCGACGCCGACGUCGCGACGCGUGCGAUUCCAAGGGGACCUGGACGUCAACGAUCACGGCGCGUCGUCGCGCAUGCCCCUCCCGCCCCCGGCCCCGAACGACCGGAACUCGUCGUCGUCGCCCUCCCCACCGCCUGUGUCGUUGACGAGGACGAACGUGUCCCGAUCGAGGAGCCUGCAGCCCGACGAGGUCGCCAGCACGUCGACCUGGGGUACGGCGGGUACCUCUAGGUCGAGGAUGGACGGCGAGGACGACGACGUGGAGAGCUGCUGUUCAACGUGCAGCUCGUCCAGCAGUUCGGACGAAGCCGCGGCUUACGCGCUGCCGCCCCGGCGAGCCUACGGCGGCGUCAGGAUCUCCUACGUGCCGAACGAUGCGGUGGCGUGCGCGAGGAAACGCGCGCCCGCGUCCUCGUCGUCGUCAAACCAGGCGCAGAAGGACGCGGAAAAGUGCGUCGUAUCUUGAUGACUCCCCCGACGACGAUCCACACGUCGCCUCCGACGUCGCCCCGUCGCCGUGACCUUGAGGACGAGAGACGAGCGGCGGGCUACCUCGGCGGAAACAGAGUUCCUACGAAGUGUGGACGCACUUUCCGAUUACUUUAACGCGAGCGUCGUCCGCGCCAGGCGAGCACGGCAUAUCGCGCUCCCUCCUGGACGCGCCCGUGCGGCGGCGCGAUGACAAAUACUCACUUUAUUCGUGUACAUACUGAGCUCUCUUCCGGGACGGUCGCGCCCGUCCCUUUAUUUUUAAUACCCCAUUAAUGUAUUUGAUAAUAAUAACGAUGACGAUGAUAAUAAAUCUCCGUGUAUGUGUGUGUGUGUGUGUGUGUGUGUGUGCGCGCCUCGAUCUGCUAUCGUUACGUUCGCCGCUGUCUUGCCUCGCUCGGCCAGUCGUAAUGAUUCUUUGUUCUUUCUGUUUCUUUCUCUCUUUCUUUCUCUCUCUCUCUCUCUCUCGCGCGCGCGCGCGCGCGCUCACUCUUUCUCCGUCUGCAAACGGACAUUUGCGUGCAAGACCGAAGCUGUUUAGCGUGAGUAUACCUUCUGAUUACACGCUAUUAUCUUGCGCACGUACGCUCGGCCGUUUAUCGUAAAGCUCAGCGACGAUACGAUAAUCAUUCUCGUCAAAGACCAUUUCCGACGGUGGAAAGCCCGCCGAAGAAACGCUGGUCAUUGCGGGACGAGCGACCAAGUGUCGCUCCGUCACGCAUUCAUCUCGGCGAGGAUCCUCAACCGCAUGCUGAGAGAAAAGAAAUAGCUA